UGAGUUGCUGCUUUUCCAGUUUCCCGUUCCUCGCUUCCGUAAUCCCUUCCCUACACGUCGCCGCCGCUCUGAUGCUCAAGCCGCGCCGUCCCGCUCCGUCGCUUCUCGCACUACGCUGCAAGAUCCUUCGGCUGUAGUCCUCCUCCGCCUUUCCCUCUCCCGUCACGUCGGGAAUUGGGCGGGAAAGCCCGGCCUUCUGAGUAUCGGAGUCCUUCACCAGGUAGAGGAGCUAGGGUUUGAUUUUGCGACUCUGGUCGUCGUUCUCCUCGUUGGUUGUGUUCAGGAAGACGGAGGCGGGUUAGGGUUUGAGCGGUAGCCUCCAUGGCUCCCGGGCGUAGGAAAGAUUCGAAUCGGGUUACGGCGGUGGGGCAGCUCAACCUGGGGGAUCUCGUUCUUGCUAAGGUGAAAGGAUACCCUGCUUGGCCUGCGAAGAUAAGCAGGCCAGAAGAUUUUGACCAAUCUCCAGAUCCCAGGAAAUACUUUGUUCAAUUUUUUGGGACCACCGAAGUUGCUUUUGUCGUACCAGCUGACAUUCAGGUUUUUACUGAUGAGUCAAAGAGUAAGUUGGUAGCUCGUUGCCAGGGUAAAACAGUAAAAUACUUUGCUAGUGCUGUUGAGCAGAUUUGUGAGGCUUUUGAAAAGCUGAACAAGAAGCAAUCAGCAGAAUCUGUGCUGGAAGUUGACAUCUCCAGUGCUAGUACUGCAGCCGCUGCUGCAUCUUUCUUAAUUACUGAUUUUGCAGAUGACAAGCCUCCAGUUGAACAUAAUGGGACAUACGCAAUCCUUGAGAUGCAAUGCACAAAUGCUAAUUUGAAGAUCCAAGAUGUAAAUGUGUCUUCAGAUCAAUCUUCGAGUGAUUUAGAUGGUGCUGAGUAUAACUUGAAAAACAAAAAGAGUUCAAAUAAUGACCACCAGAGUUCCCCCAGAAGGAAAGUUGUAGUUUCCAAGCCAAUUUUUUACCAUUCUUCAGGCAAGGAGAAAUUAAUGACCACUUGUCCUGAUGAUGGUAAUAAAGAGAUGAUAUCCAAAUUGGAAAUUAAAGCGCCACUUCAAGAAGCCUCAGUUGCUAGUGGACUUAAUGAUUGCAGUGAUUUCAGAACUGAAAGCACAUACCAAGAGAAAGAUACAAGUAAUGCUUUCAAUGUGCAAGAAAAUGCUAGUAGGGUUGCAAUGAAAAAGAAAGUUUUAGUUUCUAAAUCGUCUUUCUAUGCCUCUUCUUGCAAGAAGAAGAAAUCUGUGAGUACUAAUUCUGAUGAUAGCAAGAACUCUGAAGUGGCUACAUUACCUAAACUGGAAGUUGAAAAGCUGCUAUCAGAAGGCUCAGUUGCUAACAGACAUGAUAAUUGUGGCGAUUCCAUAGCUAAAAAGGAACAUCUGGAGAAAGAUGCAAGUAAUACUUUGAAGGAAAUAACAAGUACUAAUCUUGAUGAUAGUAAGAACACUGACAUAGCUACAUUGCCUAAACUGGAAGUUGAAACGCUACUAUUAGAAGUCUCAGCUGCUGGAGGACUUGAUAAUUGUGGCGAGUUGAUAGGUGAUAAGGAUCAUCAGGAGAAAGUUGUGAGUCAUGCUUUGAAUGCUGAAGAAGUCUGUGCUCAGGAUGCAAUGAAGAAGAAAGUUGUUUCUAGAUCAUCCUUCUCUGUUUCUCCUGACAAGGAGAAAUUGGUGACUAUUAAUCCUGAUGAUAUUAUGAAUGAUGAUAUGAUUAUGUCACCUAAACUGCAAAUUGAAGAGGUGGUUCCACAAGGCUUAGCUGCUGGUGGACUUCAGAUUUGCAGUGAUCUUAAAGGUGAAAGUGAUCAUGAGGAGGAAGAUGCAAAUAAUGCUCUGAAAGUUGAAGAAAUUGGUCAACAAACAACAAAGUGGGAUACUGAGCCAGAGCAAAAUAAGGACAAUGUUUCCAGGAUAGACACAGGUGCAGCUUUAGCAAAAAAGUUGAAGGGUUUUAAUGGCAAGGUAAAUAAGCUUCCCGGAGGAAGAAACAGAAAGGUUGCUUCUUGUGAUUCUAAUAGAGAACCAUCUGGAAAUAUUACAAAAUGUAGUGACUCCAAAAUUGGAAAGAUGUUAAAGAAUUCCAAGGAACAUUUUCUUGAAAAAGGAAAAAUGCAUAAUGUUUCAUGCAAAGAAACAAUUGACACUUCCCAUGAAUAUGCCAAUGAGGGCUCAAUGUCUUCUGUUAAAGUAAAGAAGAAUUUGAAGGACAGAAAUAAAAGGCAUAAAUUGGAGGCAAGCAAGGAUGCACGCCCAGCUAAAAUAGCAAAAACGGUACAAGAGGAUUGUCAGAUUGAUGUUAAAGAUAAAUAUGGUAAAAUUGAAAACUCAAAGAAAUCAGGAAUCCCCUUAAGAAGUGAAAAUCAGUUAACAUCAGCAACAAGUAAUGGGUCUCUCCUUCCAACGGUUAAACACACUGAGGACACUGGUGAAGUGGCAGAUUCUGCUACUAAAACUACUGCAACUAAAGUUAAAACAGAAUCUUGCUUUACGAAGGACUGUGAUAGACAAUUUGGUACAUAUAUUCAAUACAAACGAAGAUCACGUAGAUUGGUUGAUGCUGAGGAAUUGGAAGUGAUUAGGACACCAAUUCUUAAUGUAUCUUCUGGCAAUCUGGUUUUAGCAGAUUCAGGCAUCUCAGAAGAGAAACCUCACUUAGUGAUAGGAACUAACAAAGAUUCUCCAUCCAAUAACUGUAUGACUGAGAAGACUGGUUCAACCAGGGAUGAGAAGUCUCCAGAUGGCAUGACCUUACCAUUUGGGACAACGGGCACAAGUGAGAAGAAAGCAGAAAUAUCUGAAAGUCCUCAGAUUUCUCAAAGUCCAAUGAAGCAAGAAUACAAGAGAUCUACUUUUGGCAAUUCUAGGCCACUCAUUCUUUCACCUGAUGCAACUACCAAUCUUGAUUAUGAAUCAAAAUCAACAAAACAAACAUCUGCUAAGCCACAUGUAAGACCUUUGAGUUCUUCAAGGAAAAAACUCCCCGUAACACCAUCUAAACUCUCAAAUUGCCGAUCUCAUAGCUUGAACUUAUCUCAUAGUCAUUCAGUGCCAGAAAAAAAUACAGCAUCGAAUAAGUCUGUCAGAGUUAAGACACUGUCCAAAUCUAAUAUCCACAAUACUGUACUUACUGAUAGCAUGCAUGACAACAGAUAUAUCUCUCAUAAGAACCCUGAAAAGGUUGAUUUAGGAGAGAACAGGUCAGGAAAGAAUAAGACUGAGAAAGUGUCAACCCUAAAUGAGACUCUUUUUUCUGACCCCAGUAAAUCAAUGAGACACCUUAUUGCAGUUGCCCAAGCUAAAAGGAAGGAAGCACAAUUACAGUGCCAACACUCAGAAAAUUCUAUUCCUACUAUAUUAUCAACUCCAAACUUGAUCCAUGGAAAAAGUCCAAGUCCUGCUGAAAUGAUUCCCUAUACAUCAAUAAAUUUGUCUCACCAGGAUAUGAAAGGAGAUUACACUUCUAUUCUUGAUUCUCCAUCUGUCCAUGGAAAUACGCCUCAUGAACCUUCUCAGACAAACAAAAUUGAUCAUGAAGAAUAUGAACACAGGAUUAGUCCUGAAUACAGACCAGAGGGUUCACUAAGUUGUGGCAUUGAAGCUGCUGUCGCUCGUGAUGCUUUUGAGGGUAUGAUAGAGACUCUUUCACGUACAAAGGAUAGUAUUGGACGUGCAACUCGACUUGCAAUUGAUUGUGCCAAAUUUGGCAUUGCUAGUGAGAUUGUGGAAUUACUUAUCCAAAAGUUGGAGAAUGAACCUAAUUUUCACCGUAGAGUGGAUCUUCUCUUCCUAGUCGACUCUAUCACUCAGUGUUCACACACACAGAAAGGGAUUGCUGGGUCAUCAUAUAUUCCCAGUGUACAGGCAUCAUUACCACGUCUCUUGACUGCUGCUGCUCCAUCAGGUGCUAGUGCUUGUGAGAACCGUCGCCAGUGUGUUAAGGUACUGAGGCUAUGGAUUCAGAGGAAAAUUAUGCCAGAUUCUUUUCUUAGGCGAUAUAUUGAUGAGAUUGAUGUUCCCAGUGAUGACAUAAGUUCUGGUGUUUUUCUGAGGCAUCGAUCUCAAGCUGAUAGGUCUGUGGAUGAUCCAAUAAGAGAAAUGGAAGGCAUGCAGGUUGAUGAAUAUGGAAGCAAUGCUACAUUUCAGUUGACUGGACUAUUUUCAUGUCAUAUUUUUCAAGAUGAGGAAGAUUCUCCUAUCAACCUGUUUAGAAAUUCUGCAGUUAAAAUGUCAGUGGAAGCUACUAGUAGUUUAAAAGAGCUGGAUACUUGUGCAGUCAUGCCUAAGCUCCAUCCGAUAGAAAAGGCUGUGAAUGGUGAACUUGAAAUGAAAGAUGCUAUUUUGCCCAAGGAAGAUAAGGGCAUAACUAGAAACAAUUCUGAUUUUAGCGGAUCAUUGGAACCGAAAUUGACCAACCCAAGUGAGCUUCCACCUCUACCUCCUGUUCCUCCACCUCCAGUGGAUCCUCCACCACCUCCAGCGGAUCCUCCUCCACCUUUGCCACCUUCGCCCCCACCACUGCCUCCACCUCUACCAUCAUCACCCUCAACCCCACCACCUCCUCCUCCACCGCCUCUGCAUCCACCUGGACAUACAUUUAUGCCUUCUAUUCCAGUUCCACCUUUAUCAUCAUCUUACUCAUUUUCCAUGCUUAAUUCACAGAUGCAGGAAAAAUUCAGAGUAUCAAAUGCCAAUGAGAUGGCCCAUGUGCAUGGUAAUAUGACAUUAAGAGGGCAGGAUGCUCCUUUAAGCAUUGAAGUGGUAUCACAGCAGCAACCUAACUUUAUGACAAAUGGAAUGAGAAGCACACAAUUUAUAAAUACCUUCACUUCCUCUAGACCUUUUGAGUAUGGACAAAAUGAAUUGUAUGUAGCUCCUCAGAAUUCCUAUCCCAUUCAACAUUUUCAACAAAGCAAUGCACCUUUCCACCAGGGACCUUACCAUCCACUUCCUCCACGGGCACCCUCAAAUUUUCCUCUUGUAACAGCACAAAUGCAUUCUGACCAUUUUUCACAUGCUAUUCGCAUGAAUCAACCAGUGCAGCAGCUACACAAUCCUUACCCAAUGUCAUCUGUUCCUAGUAGUCAGAGACCAUAUUUGGCUGAUGAACCUAGGAGAGUGCAUACUGGUGGUUUUAGUCCAGAUAAUCAGCAUUCUGCAAUGGUAUCUACUCCAAGGCCCUCAUGUUCAGGGGCUCCUAUUUUGCAGGAUGGAUUUCCUAGGUCUGAUGCAGAAUGGCCAUCUUCUAAUUCUAUGGGGUUUCGGUUCCCACUACAAAAUUCUAUUCAAUCGGCAGUUGCAGUUCAAGGCCAAGAUUUUCACCAUGAUCUCUCAGGCAGGCAAAAUAUUUCUGGGCUUGAUUGUUGGAGAUCAAGUUAAUGUCAGUUCUGUCCAGAUGGUUGGAUAUGAUUUAUCCUAUGAUGUAUGGGAGUUGCAGUUGAUCUUAGAAACAAGAUACCAUCAGAGAAUUGGAGCUGGUGAUAUUCCGGUUUAUUCUUUUGGCCAAAAUAUGUACAUUCUAAUUUUCUUAGCAAUUGAAACAAUUAUACCAACUCCUAAAUGGAAGCUCACUUUGUGUAGGCAAUGAAAAUAUGUUUUUUUUUAGUUUUCGUACUCUUAAGCUGACAUUGGUGUUUCAGAUGCAUUUGUAUGCACGAUUGUGAUAGCUCCACUUAUGUAAAUUCAUUAUCCUUAAUGUAUUAUUGCCUGCUGAAA
This is a messenger RNA of Zingiber officinale, 5706 nucleotides long. Its product is annotated as ENHANCER OF AG-4 protein 2-like. Gene Ontology annotation, molecular function: transcription coregulator activity; double-stranded DNA binding. The record is from RefSeq and is a predicted model, not a curated record. Gene Ontology annotation, biological process: regulation of transcription by RNA polymerase II. Lineage: Eukaryota; Viridiplantae; Streptophyta; Magnoliopsida; Zingiberales; Zingiberaceae. Gene Ontology annotation, cellular component: nucleus. The coding region runs from base 322 to 5370 and encodes 1682 amino acids. The transcript is spliced from 12 exons.